Thermothielavioides terrestris NRRL 8126 is the source of this 1170-nucleotide messenger RNA. RefSeq lists its product as uncharacterized. Gene Ontology annotation, biological process: 7-methylguanosine RNA capping; 7-methylguanosine cap hypermethylation. The record is from RefSeq and is a predicted model, not a curated record. Gene Ontology annotation, cellular component: nucleus. Gene Ontology annotation, molecular function: RNA cap trimethylguanosine synthase activity. Lineage: Eukaryota; Fungi; Ascomycota; Sordariomycetes; Sordariales; Chaetomiaceae. The coding region runs from base 541 to 1125 and encodes 194 amino acids. The transcript has a single exon.
CUGAUUUGCAGCGUCUUGGAGUUCCUUCUCAGCAGGCAAACCGCUAGGUAACCUGACCGCCGAAGUACACGACAACUCAAUUCUACAAUAUCGCGUUCUUUGGCGGUAUGGGAGCGAAAGGGGAUUUUACGACAAGUACCUGGAAUGCUUUCCGCUCUUCAUUUUGAAGAUUCUCUCCGUCAAAACAUUUUUCCCACUUCCCGUCAUGACGCUCAGACCCGUUGAAGGCACCCUGCCUCUCACUGAGGACUGCCACCACUAUGAAGAUGUUGAUGAGGUCCCGUGGGAUCUUCAGAAGUGAGCGCGCAGAACCUCAUCUUAUUUCAUACACAUUCAUCCCAUGAUACCUACGUGCAUCCUCGCAGCCCGAUCUCAUACUGACUUCGCCCAGAUACUGGCACCAGCGCUACUCCAUCUUCAGCUUCUACGACUACGACAUCCGGCUCACGGACGACGCCUGGUUCGGUGUGACCCCAGAACCAGUAGCCCAGUACGUAACUUAUGCAGCUAUCCAUACCCCACCCUCUCUCUACCUGGACCAUGCUGACCUGCCCUAGCAAAAUCGCCGAAGACAUCCUCUCCCACAGCCAGUCCAACCCCCAAAAAACCACCAUCAUCGACCUGUUCGCCGGCGCCGGCGGUAACAGCAUCGCCUUUGCGCUCUCCGAGAAAUGGGACCGGGUCAUCGCCAUCGAGAAGGACGCCGCCACGCUCGCCUGCGCCCAGCACAACGCGGCCGUGUACGGCGUGGCCGACACCAUCACCUGGGUGCACGGCGACAGCCUCGACUUCCUCGCCCGGCUCAAGGAUCGGGGCGGGAAGGGCGGACUGGACCAUUCGUUGCAAGUGGACCCGGCUAGGACAUGCCUCUUCGCCUCGCCGCCCUGGGGCGGCGUGAGUUACCGCGACCAGGACGUGUUCGAUCUCAGCACCAUGGAGCCGUACAACCUCGCGACGCUGCACGACGCCUGCCGGCCGAUGGGGCACGCGUUGUACCUGCCGCGGACCAGCGAUCUGAGGCAGAUCGCCAAGCUGGCGCCGGCCGGCAGGAAGAUCGAGGUGGUCCAGUACUGCAUGGAGGGCGCCAGCAAGGCCAUGGUGGUGUACAUACCCGCGAGCGAAUGAACCGGCUGCUGCUUCCAAAGGCGCCCAGAGGGAGCCGGGCUUGUU